Molecule: messenger RNA, 1127 nt
Organism: Elaeis guineensis (African oil palm)
Lineage: Eukaryota; Viridiplantae; Streptophyta; Magnoliopsida; Arecales; Arecaceae
Source: RefSeq, a predicted model, not a curated record
UUUCUAUAUCAUCAUCGCUGCAAUGAUUCCUGGAAAGGAGACCGAUAAAAUGGCGGAUUUGGGCAAGAAGCCGUCGUGGGGCCGAACUCUGGCGAUCCAGGCGGCGCUCUGCCUCGCCCUCUACGCAGCCUUCAACAUUGGACGGCCCCAGGCACCCAGAGAUGCUCGCCUCCAAUCCAUGCUCCGUCGGAAGUCGCUGGAUCUCUACUUCCUUAGCGUCAGGGGAGGCCUCCGGAGUCCCAGAGAACAAGCUCAGCUCCUCCAUAAGAUGGAGAGGGCAGCAAAAAUCUACAAAGCAAAGUUCGUGGUGAAUAUUGGGGAACUUGGGGAGGAUGAUCCACUUUUGCGGAAUGCCACUUUGCAUUUUCCAUUGUUGGAGAUUCCCUGGUAUACGACCCCAGUUUCACAAGGACAGGUGAAUGGGAACUUCUUGAGGAAAAUCAGAAUACCUCAUGGGCAAAUCUUAGACAUAAUUGCUGUAGAUACAGGGCCAUUGAAGAACCUUUCGCCUGUGGAACAAGUUAGCAAGAUUGGAAGCAACCAGUUGCAUUGGAUAAAGGGGACUUUAGCAGCAACCAAUAGCAACUGGCGCAUAGUCAUUGGAUUCGAUCCAUUGAUUGUUUGUGGAGAAAAGCUAGUAAAAUUUUAUGAGCCUCUACACCAUAUCUUUCUAGAAUUUGGAGUGAAUGCUUACCUGAGCAAGCAGGGCUGUGCUGGCUCUUAUUAUCAUGAUGAAGGCAUUGGGUAUAUCGGAAAUGCAGGUCCUGCAGACGAAGCACAUGGUGCUUUCUCAGCAAAUGGAAAUUCUAAAAUUUUUAGUGAAAUGCACAAGGGAUUCCUUCUCCACAGAGUCAAUCCACUAGAAAUUGAGUCCUUCUUCAUCGACUCUACAGGGAAAGUAGUUUUUAAAUCUACAAUUCGUCAACAUGGAAGAGAAGCCAUCUGAACCGAAUCAUUAGAAAUUGAAGGCUACUUGCCUUUUCCCUAUUUCCAUCUCUUUCUUAAUUUUUUGUGAAAUUGUUUGAUAAUUCCCCUUGCUGUGCAUGCAUUUAGUCAUUUGUAGUAAAUCAUGUGUAGAUGAUGUAUUACAAAUUUAUUUAUCUGCAACGAAAUUGUGAUUAAAUUAA